Oryzias latipes (Japanese medaka) is the source of this 3634-nucleotide messenger RNA. RefSeq names its product sodium/potassium-transporting ATPase subunit alpha-1. Gene Ontology annotation, cellular component: plasma membrane. Gene Ontology annotation, molecular function: P-type sodium:potassium-exchanging transporter activity; ATP hydrolysis activity; ATP binding. The record is from RefSeq and is a predicted model, not a curated record. Lineage: Eukaryota; Metazoa; Chordata; Actinopteri; Beloniformes; Adrianichthyidae. Gene Ontology annotation, biological process: sodium ion export across plasma membrane; intracellular sodium ion homeostasis; proton transmembrane transport.
GCUCGCAAGCUCAGAUGUGUGCUCGGGAGGAGCAAAAAUAAAUAAACAAAACAAAAACUUCGACAAAAAAUAAAAGCUUAUAACAUUAGCGAGCACAUCUAGUACUUUUUUGUUUUAUUUUAAUUAUUUUAUUUGUACAUAUUCUAAGGGUGGAGUUAAUUAUCUCCAAUUUUACUUGAACUAGGAAACAACUAUUUCCACAUUUUGGCAACCAUGGGAAGAGGAGAUGGACGAGAGCAGUAUGAGCUGGCUGCUACCACGGAGCAGGGCAGCAAGAAGAAGACAAAGGGGGAGAAGAAAAAGAAGGAUAUGGAUGAACUCAAAAAGGAAGUGGAUAUGGAAGAUCACAAGCUGACCCUGGAUGAGCUCAGUCGCAAAUACGAAACAGACCUCAGCAAUGGUUUGACCGGCGCCAGAUCUGCUGAGAUUCUGGCUCGCGAUGGGCCCAACGCCCUCACGCCUCCUCCCACCACACCGGAAUGGGUUAAAUUCUGCAAGCAGAUGUUUGGCGGUUUCUCCAUGUUGCUUUGGACCGGCGCCGUCCUCUGUUUUCUGGCUUACGGCAUUCAGGCUGCAAUGGAGGAGGAGCCAGCAAACGAUAAUUUGUAUCUCGGCGUCGUUCUGUCUGCUGUUGUCAUUAUCACUGGAUGCUUCUCCUACUACCAAGAGGCCAAGAGCUCCAAAAUCAUGGACUCCUUCAAAAACCUGGUCCCACAGCAAGCUCUGGUCGUCCGCGAUGGCGAGAAGAAGAGCAUCAACGCUGAGGAAGUGGUGGUCGGCGAUCUGGUGGAGGUGAAGGGCGGAGACAGAAUCCCCGCAGAUCUGCGAAUCAUUUCCGCCAACGGCUGCAAGGUGGACAACUCCUCUCUGACUGGUGAAUCUGAGCCUCAGACUCGCACUCCGGACUUCUCUAACGAAAACCCGCUGGAGACCAGGAACAUCGCUUUCUUCUCCACCAACUGUGUUGAAGGAACCGCCCGCGGGAUUGUGAUCAGCACCGGAGACCGUACCGUCAUGGGUCGCAUCGCCACGCUGGCCUCCGGACUGGAAGUGGGUCGAACCCCCAUCUCCAUUGAGAUCGAGCACUUCAUCCACAUCAUCACCGGCGUGGCCGUAUUCCUCGGUGUGUCCUUCUUCAUCCUCUCCCUCAUCCUUGGAUACACCUGGCUGGAAGCCGUCAUCUUCCUCAUUGGUAUCAUCGUCGCCAACGUGCCGGAAGGUCUUCUAGCUACAGUGACCGUGUGUCUGACCCUGACCGCCAAGCGAAUGGCCAAGAAGAAUUGCUUGGUGAAGAACCUGGAAGCGGUGGAGACCCUCGGCUCCACCUCCACCAUCUGCUCUGACAAGACCGGCACCCUGACCCAGAACAGGAUGACCGUGGCGCACAUGUGGUUCGACAACCAGAUCCACGAGGCCGACACCACCGAGAACCAGAGCGGCACCACCUUCGACCGGAGCUCAGCCACCUGGACCGCUCUGGCUAGAAUCGCCGGACUCUGUAACCGAGCCGUCUUCCUGGCAGAACAGAGCAACAUUCCCAUAUUGAAGAGAGAUGUGGCCGGCGACGCGUCGGAGUCCGCUCUGCUGAAGUGCAUCGAGCUUUGCUGCGGCUCGGUCCAGGAAAUGAGAGACAGAAGCCCCAAAAUCGCAGAGAUCCCGUUCAACUCCACCAACAAAUACCAGCUUUCCAUUCAUAAGAACUCGGCGUCUGAUUCCGAGUCCAAGCAUCUUUUGGUGAUGAAGGGAGCCCCAGAGAGGAUUUUGGACCGCUGCUCCACCAUCAUGAUGCAGGGCAAAGAGCAGCCUCUGGACGACGAGAUGAAGGACGCGUUCCAAAACGCCUACUUGGAGCUGGGAGGUCUGGGGGAAAGAGUGCUGGGUUUCUGCCACUUCAACCUGCCCGAUGAGCAGUUCCCAGAGGGCUUUGCUUUUGACACUGAGGAGGUGAACUUCCCCACGGAGAACCUGUGCUUCAUUGGCCUCAUGUCCAUGAUUGACCCUCCUCGUGCCGCUGUACCAGACGCCGUGGGCAAAUGCAGGAGCGCUGGAAUCAAGGUAAUCAUGGUUACAGGUGAUCAUCCAAUCACAGCAAAGGCCAUUGCUAAGGGCGUGGGCAUCAUCUCUGAGGGCAACGAAACCGUUGAAGACAUUGCUGCACGCCUGAACAUCCCAAUCAAUGAAGUAAAUCCAAGAGAUGCAAAGGCCUGUGUAGUGCACGGGGGGGACUUGAAGGACCUGGCCCCCGAGCAGCUGGACGACAUUUUGAAAUACCACACCGAGAUUGUUUUCGCCCGGACCUCCCCCCAACAAAAACUGAUCAUCGUGGAAGGCUGUCAGAGACAGGGAGCCAUUGUGGCGGUGACAGGUGACGGUGUAAACGACUCUCCCGCCCUAAAGAAAGCCGACAUCGGCGUUGCCAUGGGGAUCGCCGGAUCUGACGUCUCCAAGCAAGCCGCCGACAUGAUCCUGCUGGACGACAACUUUGCUUCUAUCGUCACCGGAGUGGAAGAAGGUCGUCUGAUCUUUGACAACUUGAAGAAAUCCAUCGCUUACACUCUGACCAGUAACAUCCCGGAGAUCACCCCCUUCCUCCUCUUCAUCAUCGCCAACAUCCCUCUGCCUCUGGGAACCGUCACCAUCCUCUGCAUCGAUCUGGGAACUGACAUGGUUCCAGCCAUCUCCCUGGCCUAUGAAGCAGCCGAGAGCGACAUCAUGAAGAGGCAGCCCCGAAACCCCAAAACGGACAAACUGGUGAACGAGAGGCUCAUCAGCAUCGCUUACGGACAAAUCGGAAUGAUCCAAGCUCUGGCUGGAUUCUUCACCUAUUUUGUCAUUUUGGCUGAAAACGGCUUCCUGCCCUCCACCCUGGUUGGCAUUCGAGUUUUUUGGGAUAACAAAUACAUCAACGACCUGGAGGACAGCUAUGGACAGCAGUGGACGUACGAGCAGAGAAAGAUCGUAGAGUUCACCUGUCACACGGCCUUCUUCGCCAGCAUCGUCAUUGUCCAGUGGGCCGAUCUGAUCAUCUGCAAAACCAGGAGGAACUCCGUCUUCCAGCAGGGCAUGAAGAACAAGAUCCUGAUCUUUGGGCUGUUUGAGGAGACCGCCCUGGCCGCCUUCCUCUCCUAUUGUCCAGGCAUGGACGUGGCUCUCAGGAUGUACCCUCUGAAGCCCAACUGGUGGUUCUGCGCCUUCCCAUACUCCCUGCUCAUCUUCAUCUAUGAUGAAAUCCGUAAACUGAUCCUCAGACGCAGCCCAGGAGGCUGGGUGGAACGCGAGACCUACUAUUAACGACCCGUCAGCCUGCCAGUCCAAUCAGCUCGCAUCUUCUCCUCCACUCCCACAUUUGCAUGAAAAUUGUCUUGCAGCUCGGAGUAAAAAAUGUUAACCUCUGUGAAAAUAAAUUGGAACGUGUUUUUUAUAUUAGGGAAUGCUUGAUACUACUAUUAGACAAAUACUGAGAUGGAACGUGCUGAUGAUGAUGAUGAUAGAUGGUAAUGCUAAUAAUGACAUGAACACUGAACAUUGACAUGACUAUGCGUGCCUUGUUUCUGAAACAGGACCAAUUUUAUACAUGUUUUUAACAAUUAUGAACGUUCAAUAAAAAUGCGCUCGAGUCAGGUCCCACAAGUGA